AUGGAAGGGCAGUCAGAUCCUCCAUCCUCUGAGCCCGCUUUUUCUCAGAGGCUUUCUGAAGGAGAUGGACCUGAAGGUGAAGAAGAACAGGAGGAAGUUCAGGAGGAGGACACAACCGGGACGCAGCCAAGAGAAGAGCCAGGAGAAGGUUUCCCGGAGCAGCUGGGACAAACUUCUCUGCCCCGUUCAGGACGGUGCUGCCGCAGGCAGGGUUCUCUUGCCCCUCGGGGUGUGGGUAGGUCCUGCCAGCAGACUGGUGGGGACCAGGGGACUUCACCAUGCCACCAGGCGCCGGAGGAGCUGCGGCCAUGCAGGCGGAAGCACCAGUUGUGUCUGAAACCUGAGACAAAUCGGGUCCCCACAUCCCCUGUGCGGGUGGAGAACGUUGAGGAACCGGGACCUUCCCGGGGGAAGAGGCUGCGGUUGAUCUGGGGCAACUUCAGACAGAGGGAGCUGGAGAACGGGCUGGAGGAGACACCACGGAGCAGCGAGGAGGAGGAGAGGGGCUCUCGGUCUUGCUCUCCUGAGUUGUCCCUUUCCGAUGAUGCCCGUCCCAAGCCGGACUUUGUACAGCUGAUCGAUGAACGUGGGAUCUACUCCACCGCCAAGCUGGUGCUGGGGAGCGCGGUGGGUGACCUGGAGGAGGUGACAGCAGUGGGGCUGCCCAGCCACCCAAAGCGGGGAGCGAGCGGCAUCGGCGAGCUGGAGAUCCGCGAGGUGAUCGUGGAUGAGAAGCCCUUCCAGUGCGCGGUCUGUGAGAAGGCCUUCAAGCGAGCUUGGGAGCUCUUCAGCCACGAGGUGGUACACAACGAGGAACGUCCUUUCCGUUGUGACCUCUGCCAGGCUUCCUUCAAACGCCACUCGGACUUCAAAAGCCACCGGUUGGUCCAUACGGAGGAACGUCCUUUCCGUUGCGAGCUCUGCGGCAAACGCUUCAAACGUUCCUCCAACCUCCAAGAGCACCGGCGAAUCCACAGCGGCGAACGUCCUUUCCGUUGUCCACGUUGUGCCAAGAGCUUCAAGACCCCUUACGAGCUCCAGCGUCACGCGCUCACCCACUGCGCCGACAAACCCUUCAAGUGCGCUGACUGCGGGAAGGACUUCCCCACCUCCAACGCUCUCCUCCUCCACCAGCGCCAACACUGCGACGACAAACCCCACGUCUGCGGCGUCUGCGGGAAGAAGUUCACCUACGGCCACAGCCUCAAAGUCCACGAGCGGGUGCACACGGGUGACCGUCCCUUUGUCUGCCCGCUCUGUGGGAAGGGCUUCAAACAAUCCAACGCUUUGUCUUCUCAUGAACGAGUCCACACCGGUGAACGUCCCUUCGUCUGCAAGACCUGCGGGAAGGCCUUCAAACAGUCGUCCUACCUGGUGAUCCACGAGCGGGCGCACACGGGGGAACGUCCCUACAAGUGCGAGGCCUGUGGGAAGGCUUUCGCCCGACCCUCUUUGCUCCUCCAGCACCACCGUGUCCACAGCCAGGAGCGACCCUACAAGUGUAGCUUCUGUCACAAGUUCUUCAAGGACUUGGCCUACCUGGCCGUGCACGAGAAGGUGCACACAGGUGAGACCCCCUACAAGUGCAGCAUCUGCGACAAGGGGUUCGCUCACCCCUCCAACCUGCUGCAGCACCAACGCGUCCACCGCGAUGGCUGA
This is a messenger RNA of Antrostomus carolinensis (chuck-will's-widow), 1659 nucleotides long. Its product is annotated as zinc finger protein 70. Bases 1 to 1659 code for a protein of 552 amino acids. Gene Ontology annotation, molecular function: DNA-binding transcription activator activity, RNA polymerase II-specific; RNA polymerase II cis-regulatory region sequence-specific DNA binding. NCBI's taxonomy places the organism in Eukaryota, Metazoa, Chordata, Aves, Caprimulgiformes, Caprimulgidae. Gene Ontology annotation, cellular component: nucleus. Gene Ontology annotation, biological process: regulation of transcription by RNA polymerase II. The record is from RefSeq and is a predicted model, not a curated record. The transcript has a single exon.